This is a messenger RNA of Medicago truncatula (barrel medic), 1015 nucleotides long. RefSeq lists its product as uncharacterized. The record is from RefSeq and is a predicted model, not a curated record. Lineage: Eukaryota; Viridiplantae; Streptophyta; Magnoliopsida; Fabales; Fabaceae. Bases 81 to 827 code for a protein of 248 amino acids. The transcript has 3 exons.
AAUAUUUUUACAUAAAUAAAUAGCACUGAUGAGGAGAAGAAAAGUGGUAAUUGAAGAAGAACAGUAUACAAAAGAAGAUCAUGGUUACAUGCUGCAUAGAUUUUAGCAACAAAGAUUUGGAAAUAAGCUUCUUUGUUUUCAAGCCUACUGUAGUAAUUGUUGACCGUCUUAUUCAUGAAAUCAAACAAUUUUCCUCACGUGCUGAGAAUCUUGGUUGUGUACAAAGCUCAAUACUUAAGAGCAUCCAUGGAAAUAUGAUCAUAUGGUUUGGAGCAUGGCAAAAACGGUCUUAUGAUGAAAAGGAUAAAUUGACAGCUGACCUUCUAUCAAUUCUAAUACAUGUAACAAGAAUGGCUGUCUUGGUUGAACACUAUUUCCUCAAUGCAUAUGCUGGAGAAUCAAGAGAUGGUUCUUCAACUAUAAAUUUUAGUACAGGUGAUAUAAUCUCCAUGAACUCAAUACUCACAAAUAUCAAAGACCUUAAUGAUUUGUGCUAUGCAAUCCUUGCAAUAUUUAGGUCACGUUUUUCCCAAAUACAAGGUAAAAAUUCAGGCCUUUGCUUGAAAGGCCAAAAGUUACCUAAUGUUGUAUGCAUUCAUGUGUGGAAGUCACUACAGUUUUGUUACUCAUGGAUUCUAAAUCCAGAUUAUAGAAAUUGGAUGAUUCCAUAUCUUGAACGUUUCUCCAUUAACAUGAUGAAGUAUGAUAUUUUUCGAGUAGUAUAUGUUAGUGGUGACAAUAUAGUUAAUCUUCCUUAUGAUUAUAAUGUUCAUGAGAUGUUGGAAAAUGAAGAAGAGAGUAGACAUGGACAUGUUAUGCAGAACUGAGAAUAUCAUUUAUGCUACAAAGAUUUGUAUAUUGUUGUAUAUUUUUCUUGUUAAAUCGAUUUAUGGAUAUUGUGUUUGGAAUGGCUUCAAAUGGUACAUGUGGCUGAAGGUCUAAGAUGUAUUUCGUCCUAAUGUGACAUUGUGAAAUUACUAUUUUUUUUAUAAAUACAAGCUUAAUGGUUUACUUU